GACCCUUCUGUGUUACGCGUUGAACUUUCAACGCCUCCCUCUCUCUCUCUCUAAAAAAAUUAACACAGGUUAUCUUUGUGGAUCUCUUCUUCUACCCCUAUUAACCCCUUUCUCUCUGAUCCACAAACCCGAAACACUACAGCUCAACAAACCCCCAACUGAGUUUUUUUUCCCUCUAUCAAGAAAGGAAUCAAUCAAAACUACCCCUUGAUUAUUUUAUCAUAUCUUUGAUUUUUAUCUUUUUAACAUAUUAUAUUGCAAAUUAUAGACGUAUUUGCUGUUUACAUUUCAUUUUCAGUCGUAUUAUAAUGUGGGUUUGGUUCUGUCUCUGAUGGGUGCUUUAAGGAAGUGAGUUAUAUAGAAUAGAGCAAGAGAUUUAGAGAGAGAGAGAGAGAGAGAGAGAGAGAGAGUUGGAUAGAGAGGAAAGGUCUCUACUUUCUUAAUGGGUUUGUCCAAGAGAUUUGCGGUGUGAAGUGGGUUCCUCUCGGAUUUCUAAGUCUUUCGGUGUUUAUGUGCUAAGUUUGUGCUUGUGUUUGGAGAAUCAAUGGAUACUAAAGGACGGCUUGUUGCGGGUUCACACAAUAGGAAUGAAUUUGUCUUAAUCAAUGCGGAUGAAGUUGGAAGAGUGACUUCUGUGAAAGAAUUGAGUGGUCAGAUUUGCCAGAUUUGUGGAGAUGAGAUUGAAAUAACAGUUGAUGGUGAGCCAUUUGUUGCUUGCAAUGAAUGUGCUUUCCCGAUUUGCAGACCUUGCUAUGAAUACGAAAGAAGAGAGGGAAACCAAGCUUGCCCUCAAUGCAAAACCAGAUACAAACGGAUUAAAGGGAGUCCAAGAGUUGAUGGAGAUGAAGAUGAGGAGGAAUUUGAUGAUUUGGACAAUGAAUUUGAUCUUGCAAACUAUCCGAGGAGAGACCCUCAUAGUGUUGCUGAGGCUGUUCUCUCUUCGCGCCUUAAUAUCGGCCGUGGUACAUCUCAUGCAUCUGGCUUUGCCACCCCUUCUGAGGUGGAUGCAGCCACUCUAAAUCCAGAGAUCCCUCUUCUUACUUAUGGCCAAGAGGAUGAUGGGAUUUCUGCUGACAAACAUGCUCUAAUCAUCCCACCAUUUAUGAAUCGAGCAAAGCGAAUCCAUCCUAUGCCAUUUUCUGAUACUGCCUCAUCAGUUUCUUUGCCACCUCGACCCAUGGAUCCUAAGAAAGAUCUGGCGGUUUAUGGUUAUGGAACGGUUGCGUGGAAAGAUAGAAUGGAGGAAUGGAGGAAGAGACAAAAUGAUAAACUCCAAAUGGUUAAGCACGAAGGUGAUGGUGGUGGCAGUGGACAUAAUGAUGGAGAUGUUGAUGAUCCUGAUAUGCCCAAGAUGGACGAAGGGAGGCAACCACUCUCGAGGAAGUUACCAAUUUCUUCAAGCAAGAUAAAUCCAUACCGAAUGGUCAUAUUGUUGCGUAUGGUGAUUCUUGGUCUCUUCUUUCACUAUAGAAUCCUGCACCCUGUCAAGGAUGCAUAUGCCUUAUGGCUCACAUCAAUCAUUUGUGAGAUAUGGUUUGCGGUAUCAUGGAUCUUUGACCAAUUCCCAAAAUGGUUCCCAAUCGAGCGUGAAACUUACCUAGAUCGAUUGUCUCUGAGGUACGAGAAAGAGGGGAAACCUUCUGAGUUGGCUCCUAUAGAUGUCUUUGUGAGUACGGUUGAUCCGUUGAAAGAACCUCCUCUCAUUACCGCUAACACGGUGUUAUCCAUUCUUGCUGUGGAUUAUCCCGUUGAUAAGGUUGCUUGCUAUGUCUCUGACGAUGGUGCGGCCAUGCUUACGUUCGAAGCUCUCUCAGAAACGUCUGAGUUUGCAAGAAAAUGGGUACCAUUUUGCAAGAAGUUUAAUAUAGAGCCGCGUGCUCCCGAGUGGUAUUUUGCUGAGAAGGUUGAUUAUCUUAAAGACAAAGUACAUCCCUCAUUUGUCCGAGAACGCCGUGCUAUGAAGAGGGAAUACGAAGAGUUCAAGAUACGGAUCAAUGGGCUUGUGACGAUGGCACAGAAGGUUCCGGAAGAGGGAUGGACAAUGCAGGACGGUACUCCAUGGCCAGGAAACGACGUUAGGGAUCAUCCCGGAAUGAUCCAGGUUUUCCUAGGGAAUAAUGGUGUCCAUGACAUGGAAGGAAAUGAGUUACCGCGGCUUGUUUACGUUUCUCGUGAAAAGAGGCCUGGAUUCGAUCACCACAAGAAAGCUGGUGCCAUGAAUGCUCUAAUUCGUGUUUCGGCUGUCAUAUCAAACGCACCUUAUAUGCUCAACGUCGAUUGUGAUCACUAUAUAAACAACAGUAAAGCACUGCGAGAAUCUAUGUGCUUCAUGAUGGAUCCGACAUCUGGAAAGAAGAUUUGCUAUGUUCAAUUUCCUCAAAGAUUUGAUGGGAUCGAUCGACAUGAUAGAUACUCAAAUCGCAACGUUGUGUUCUUCGACAUUAAUAUGAAAGGGCUUGAUGGCAUACAAGGGCCGAUAUACGUUGGAACGGGUUGUGUGUUCAGGAGACAAGCAUUGUAUGGAUAUGAUGCCCCGACGAAGAAGAAACCUCCAGGCAAAACAUGCAACUGCUUGCCAAAAUGGUUUUGUUGUUUUUGCAAUUCAAGAAAGAAGAAAAGCAAAGGGAAGUCAAAGGAGAAGACGAAGAAGACGAAAGAAACUUCCACACAAAUACAUGCACUCGAAAAUAUCGAAGAAGGAAUUGAAGGAAUAGAUAGCGAAAAGUCGUCGCUCAUGCCUCAGAUAAAGUUUGAGAAGAAGUUUGGUCAGUCUCCGGUGUUCAUAGCUUCAACCCUUUUGGAUGAUGGCGGUGUUCCACCAGGAGCAACCUCCGCAUCACUCUUGAAAGAAGCCAUUCAUGUGAUAAGUUGUGGUUAUGAAGAUAAAACCGAAUGGGGGAAAGAGGUUGGCUGGAUUUAUGGUUCGGUGACUGAGGAUAUCUUAACCGGUUUCAAGAUGCAUUGCCAUGGUUGGAGAUCGGUGUAUUGCAUUCCAAAGAGGCCAGCAUUCAAGGGUUCAGCUCCUAUUAAUCUUUCGGAUCGUCUUCACCAAGUUCUUAGGUGGGCUUUGGGGUCUGUCGAAAUCUUGUUAAGCCGACAUUGUCCGAUAUGGUACGGUUAUGGGUGCGGUUUGAAGCCAUUGGAACGGUUUUCAUAUAUAAACUCUGUUGUUUAUCCGUUGACAUCUGUUCCAUUGGUGGCGUAUUGUACUCUUCCGGCCGUCUGUCUCCUCACUGGAAAGUUCAUCGUUCCUGAGAUAAGCAAUUAUGCUAGCAUUCUCUUCAUGCUCAUGUUUUUGUCGAUUGCCGUAACGAGUAUCCUUGAAAUUCAAUGGGGAGGUGUCGGCAUAGACGACUUAUGGAGGAACGAGCAAUUUUGGGUUAUUGGUGGGGUCUCGUCUCAUCUUUUCGCGCUUUUCCAAGGUCUCCUCAAGGUGUUGGCUGGAGUGAACACCGCCUUCACCGUUACCUCGAAAGGAGGAGACGAUGGGGAUUUUGCCGAGCUCUACCUCUUCAAGUGGACCACCCUGUUGAUUCCUCCGUUAACCCUCUUGAUCUUCAACAUCAUCGGUGUGAUUGUCGGCAUCUCAGAUGCAAUCAGCAACGGGUACGAGUCGUGGGGCCCGCUUUUCGGGAGAUUGUUUUUUGCAAUAUGGGUGAUUCUGCAUCUUUACCCUUUUCUCAAAGGUAUGAUGGGAAGGCAGAGCAAUGUUCCGACCAUCAUCAUCGUGUGGUCGAUCUUGCUCGCUUCGAUCUUUUCUCUUUUAUGGGUUCGUGUUAACCCGUUCUUGGACAGAGGUGGGAUUGUGUUGGAGGUUUGUGGGUUGGACUGUGAUUGAAGAAGAUACGGAAAACACGUUACAGACGAACGAACGAACGAUUCAAACCGUGAAUUCGAUAUUUAUUAGUGAAUGUGUGUAGAUAAAAAGGGCAGGGACCUGAUACUUUGAUGAUUGAUUUUGCAAAGUCUUUUUAUUUUGAUUUUUUUUUAAAAAAAUCUUCAAAUUGAUUCUUUAAAAUUUGGGUAAUUUUUGUGGGUUGUGAGGGAUAGAACUUGAAGGAGAUGAAUCUGUCUUGUAUUCCCAGGAAGAACAUAAAGUUUAGUUAUUUAUUUCUCAUAUAAUUUAAGGUCUUUCUGAAUAAGGGACUUUUGAUUUUUAUCA
This is a messenger RNA of Cynara cardunculus var. scolymus (artichoke), 4162 nucleotides long. Its product is annotated as cellulose synthase A catalytic subunit 2 [UDP-forming]-like. Gene Ontology annotation, cellular component: plasma membrane; trans-Golgi network. The coding region runs from base 545 to 3838 and encodes 1097 amino acids. Gene Ontology annotation, biological process: cellulose biosynthetic process; plant-type primary cell wall biogenesis. The record is from RefSeq and is a predicted model, not a curated record. Lineage: Eukaryota; Viridiplantae; Streptophyta; Magnoliopsida; Asterales; Asteraceae. The transcript has 14 exons. Gene Ontology annotation, molecular function: cellulose synthase (UDP-forming) activity.